AUGGAAACGGCUUCCGAUUUGGGUUCGCGUAUUAGUUUGUGGUCUGGAGACAUAACGAAGUUGGCCCUGGAUGCAAUCGCGAAUGCUGCUAACACCCAACUCAUCGGAGGAGGUGGUGUGGACGGAGCGAUUCACCGUGCUGCCGGACCCGAGUUGCAUCGGGCAUGUUUGGCUCUUAAAGGCUGUCCAACCGGCCAGGCGAGAAUCACUCCCGGAUUUCGAUUACCUGCUAAAUACAUCAUACAUUGUGUUGGACCGGUUGGCGAGAAACCCAAAGCACUUCAAUCCACGUACCAGCAUGCACUGGAAUUGUGCACGGAACAUUCGCUGAAAAGUAUCGCGUUUCCUUGCAUUUCUACAGGCAUUUAUGGUGAUCUUCACAAUAACAGAACGGCCUCAACUGACUCUUUUCACGAUCGUUUACUUUUUCUCUAG
Echinostoma caproni is the source of this 435-nucleotide messenger RNA. NCBI's taxonomy places the organism in Eukaryota, Metazoa, Platyhelminthes, Trematoda, Plagiorchiida, Echinostomatidae. The record is from the annotation of a GenBank genome assembly.